AUGCCCGCAGCCAUUCUCACUCGAGGUGAAGGUGGCAUCAAGGAGAACGGCCCAAGGGCUCACCCUGUGACGCACAAGCUGAGGAAAGGAGUAGCCAGCACCAAGCCACAGAAAAACGAAUUCAUCGCCCGCCUUGCGGAGAUGGCUUUCCGGCGGCUUGGGCUGCCGUUGCGGGGCGAGACCGCUGGUUCUGCGCCGGUGCGGCCGAAGAUCAUCCAAGACGAGGCCAAGAAGGCCAACGGCGGGAUCAGCGAGGCGCCUGCGAAAGCCAAGCUGGUGGUCGCAUCCUCCGCGGCCAAACGGGCCGCCAGGCCCUUGCUGCGGCCGCGGCAGGAGGUGGAUGAGACCGGGCCGGGCCGGGGACGAAACCUACUGAGCUCGGUGAUGGUGCACCUGAGCUCGGCGAGAGAUCGGCUACAAGCAGAUCAAAGCGAGGCCAAGGGUGUGGUCAAGACCAUCGUCAAGCCGCGGCUGCGGAAGCAGCUCAUCGCGCGAAGGCGUGUGAGUGAGAAAGAGAAGCCAGCGCAAGCGCGGGAGGAAGAUAGGCGAGACAAGCUUUUGGAAGCCAGAAUCGCGGAGCACUACUCCCACAUGAUGCAGUUUAUUCGGACCAAGACGGAGCCCAUCCUCUUUUACCUGCCUGCGAAGCACAACCCUGAGACGCAGAAGUGCUUACAGGAGACCCAGGAGACCAUCCAGAGAAAGAUCCAGGACUUGUCCGCGCACCUCGCAGGCGCAGGCGCAGAGGAAGUCGAGGAGGAGGAAGAGGAGAGCCAAGAUCCAGGCCCGAAAGUCAAGCGCCGGGCAGCACUGACGCCCGCGAAACCGUGAGCUUUGUGCAGUCGGGGCCAGGGAUGGCAAACACUGGGUCAACGAUUGAAC
This is a messenger RNA of Effrenium voratum, 882 nucleotides long. The record is from the annotation of a GenBank genome assembly. NCBI's taxonomy places the organism in Eukaryota, Dinophyceae, Suessiales, Symbiodiniaceae.